Messenger RNA from Stomoxys calcitrans (stable fly), 9457 nucleotides. RefSeq lists its product as uncharacterized. The coding region runs from base 481 to 8907 and encodes 2808 amino acids. NCBI's taxonomy places the organism in Eukaryota, Metazoa, Arthropoda, Insecta, Diptera, Muscidae. The record is from RefSeq and is a predicted model, not a curated record. The transcript has 14 exons.
UCAUAUAUUUCCGAAAGUUGUUGAUUUAUAGGCGUAAAAAUUAAAGAAGUUGCGGAUUUAAAGGGUUAACUUACUAUCAUACCCCAUGGUCAUAGAAUUCAUUUUAUCCUCUAGUAUAAACUAAAACCCAGUUUGUGUUAAGGUUGUAUUCAGCAGUCAGCAGUAUGAGUGUAUCCUGCGAAAUGGAAAUGUGUGUCAUAGAAUGUAUGAAACUGUUUCAUAAAGGAAUUUCAUACAGUUGUUUGGAAUUGUGUUCACCCCAUCCUCUUCGUCCGCUGCACUACUGUAGGCAACGAUAAAUAUACGCGCGAACCAUCUAAUUGAACAUAUGAUGUAAUUUGAAAUUCAAGGACUUUUCACGCUGUAUGUUCGUCCUAUUCUAUUCGAAAGCGAUGAGAACUAAUUUCUGUAUAUCACUGCAGCAUAUUAAAUUUCUUCCUGUAAUUAUAUUCUGAGACAUUAUGUGAACAUAAAGAAGAGAUGGAUAUGAUGACUCACCAAAUUUUCCUUGUUUUGAUCUUGCGUUUAGAUGGGAAUGUGCUCCACUCACAAUGGGGAAGCUCAAAUAUAGGCUUUGAAGAAUUUGUUCGGGCAAACCUCUUAAUAAUGUCUGAUAUCCAACGGUCAAAGUCAACAUCUGUACGUGAUUCGACUUCCGCUACAGUAACUUUUUCUAAACUUAAAAUGAAGUUGGCGAAACAUUUUCCCUUCAUAGGUGAGACAUUACUAGAACUGAGAAAAUAUUUAGCAGACAUUGGGAAUGAGAAAGUAUUGACUGAUAUCAUUAAUAAAUAUAGAAGAGGCUGCUACGAGGUGUACAAAGAUGUGCUAGACAGUUCAGAAAUGAGUAGAAUGUUGGCAGAUAAUAUAAUUAGAGUUUUGGAUAUACUCAAGGAUAUGAGCAUAAAAUUCUUUGAGUUAGACGAAUUUCAACACAGAGUUUGUGAACUUAUUGCCAUCUAUAUUAGCUGUAAGCUUAGUGUAAGUGUCGACUGUGAUAUGGAGGAUGAAAAUCUGAUUGGUAACAGCAUAGUCUAUAUAAUGCGGAGGCAUUUAUAUUUGCGACAAAAUGAUGAGGAUGCCAAUCUUUACAAUGUCCUUAGAACUCUGGUUUAUAUACCAAGAUUUUUUAGUGCCCGCAGAAUUGUUUGUGCCAUAUUUGAAGAAUUCAUACCUUUAAAAGCACCCGCCGAAGUUCAACAACUUCCCGACAAAUUAUAUAUGUUGUACAUAAUCGUUUUCUAUCGUUGGAUGAAAAUCCAACAGGAUGCUGGUGAUGCUGAAGCUGUGUUGAAUUUUGCCGAGAGUUUUAUGAAACCAAGCGUGAGCUUAUGCACUAAUCAACUGUAUUGCCAGCAUUUGCCCCGCUAUUCCAGACACAGUAUGGCGACGCGAACCAUUUUAAAAAAUAUGCACUUCUAUAAUGAUUUAAGAAAUGCCUGCAUAAUUGAUAAUGCCUAUAAGUUAUCUGGUGCAAUAUUGAAUCUCUGUGAUGAUGAAGAAGACGAUGAUGUUGAUAAUCGAAAUGUGAUAAUUGAAGACGGAUCGGUGAAAGUUAUGACUUUUGCCCAAUUAUUCUCCGCCGUGGAAUUGGAAAUUGAGAAACCCGCUAUCUCACAGGUUAAACAUGAAGAAAGAACCAUAGUUGAUAGUGUUGAUCUAACAGUGGAGCACGAUGAUGUCGAAGAUUGUUACACUGCAUCUCGAACUUGGCGAGAACGCUAUGACAAUUGUUUUGAAAAGCUGGCAUUGGUGGUCAAGCAAUUUAAUUCAUUGCAGCGGCUAAAAGAGAAUUCCAAAGAUGUUAUAUGCUUAGACAUAUCAUCAUCAGAAGAGGAAAAGCAAAUAACAACAACGGAAUCCGAAAAUUUAUUUGAUGAUAAUUCUCCCAUAAGUAAUGCACCCAUUGAAAGUUUCUCCACCAAUGCUUUAGAUUCUUUAAAAUCACCUUCUAACCCUUCACCCAAAAAGGGUCUACGCACAUAUAAAGCAAAAAAGAGUAUCACCUGUUCUAUAUCAUCUGCCGACGAGAAUUGUGGCUAUAGCACGCCUAGUAAAUUAUUCGGUACCAGAAUGUAUAGCCCUAAACCAAGGUUUUGCAAUAAAUUACCACGACGCCAUAGUUUACAUAUCCAUCCAGAGCCAUUGUAUCAAGAAAGUGCUGAAGAAGUCUGCUCCGAUGAGGAUUCUUAUAAAAACCUAUUUUAUUGUUCAUCAUCUCAAAGAUUAUCACCGUUAAGAGCCAAUGGACCAGGGGUGCCGUAUGCCAAAAUAAACUCCACUCUUGGUGGUGAAAAAGUCAUAUUUUCCCAAACGUCACAGCAUAGCCAAAUAAGGGUUUGUGAUGAACAGAACCCUUCUCAAAAGUUCGAACAAAAAUCCAAACAUUUUGAUAGCUCUCCUAUGGAUCCAACUACUGCCUAUUCAAACCAACAGACUACAAAUUCACCCUUUAUGGCGCAUUCAAGAAAUGGGGAGUCCUCUGAUUAUUGGCCAGGCUCUACAAGUUGUGUAUCGUGUUCACCAUCUGUUAUAUCCAACAAGGGCUACGAAACAAACACCACUAAUGUUGUUUUCCCCAUUGAGAAAACAUCGUUGAGGAGACAGUUUAAGGAACAGAAAGAGCACAUUGCCACCGCUGCCACAUUAUUUCAGAAUGUCUUCGAUGAGUCUCGUAAUAAUCGUCUAUUGUCUGUAUGUUCCUCAUCCUGCUCGAGCUACCCAUCAAUAUAUCCAACCAAUCCAAGGUUUUCACACAAGAACCAAAGUCACCUUUCCGCCUGCCUUGACAUACAAACACCUAUGACGAAUAGCCCUGUUGUUCUCAAACCCAGUCCGUUGAAUAAACGAAGGUACACCAUAUCUGGCCAUAGCGAUUUUAAUAGUUAUAUGACAAAUAACUAUGGCCAAUGCUCUACUUUCGAGCGCAACAGUAUAGGACAACAAUCCAAUAAGAUAGGGGGCAGUAGUUAUGAAGAUUCCAAUUGGCACGAAAACGGAUUCCACGCAGACGUCGAUGAUGGUGCCUAUCCUUAUCAUGAUGAGAAAUUGUCAAAGCGUUGUGCUGUGAUAAUAAGACCUACCAAAGAGCUGUUACAAUAUGAACGUCAACGAGAUGCCAUGUACAAUGAGAUUUUACAAAAACAAAGAAGAAAAUUGGAAUUACGUGCACUGGAGAAAAUGAGAGAAAAAGAACGUCGUAGACAAGACAAGCUGCAAAAGCGAGAACAGUUUCAGUUGGAACAGAGUGAGACCAUGAAACAGUUGGAAAGAAUGAAUUUGUAUAGUCAGUCGGAUGAUGAAAGUGAAAGGAAUGCUAUUCCCAACCAUGGGGCAGAAGAAUGUCUUCACAGCAAUAGUGGCAAUAGAGGGGAAAUUGGAAAUUUAUGUCAAAAUCACCCAACCUUUAAAACCACUCUUGCAAGGCAUGAAUCUCCAAUUGGGACAAACCUCCAUCCAAGCAAAGAAUCUCAUAUUGACUCAAGCUCUCGGGCUCAUAAAAGAUGUAGGGAAAAUUUGCUACAAAGCUCCGAUGGAGAAUCACAGCCAACAAAACGAUUUUCAAUGCCCAGAAAUAAACCAAAAUUCUAUUGUGAGCUGGAAAACCACUCUGACUUCCUUAGAUCCGAAGAAGAUUUGCCUUCAAACAAAAAAGCUGGAAAGAAUACUAAAGCAGAUUUGGAAGAAAAUCCCCAAAAGGAAUCUCCAACAAAACCUUGCAGAAAUGUUAAAAUCAAUAAGGUCACAAAAUUGAAUAGCCCCCAAAAAACGAGUCUCCAUGCCAAAAAAUUUGAUGUUGAGGACAAAGAUUCCUCAGAGUUAGAUCUGCUGCCUCUGAAACACAGAAAGACUAAGCAACAAAGAAGGAAAUCGCAGUUACCUAAGCCAAAUGUGAAUGCCAUCCCCCAAAAACGGCCUGUACGCCAGUGCAGGCAAAAUGAAAAAAGACAAGAGGAAGAUGCCUCCCACAAACCAUCUAACACUCAGUCUUUUACGCGUAAUAUGAGGCAAAGAAAACGCAGCACUACAAGUGCUCUGAUGGUAGAAGGAGACCAGACAACAGAUUCUGAAUUUGAAUACCAGAGACCUGCACGCCCUGCCAGAGAAAGGCGUAAAAGUGUCCUUCCACAUUUGGUACAAACUACAGAUUCCGAGGCAGAGCAUUUACCAGUUUUGGCAUUGCGCCAAUCUCCACGUUUUGCUAAAGAUCAAGGAUACGCCAGCAUAUCAGCCCAAAGUUCAUUAAGGCAAACUGAAUCGGAAACGGAAUUGGCCACACAAUUACAAGCAAAUAAAAUGUCUCCCCCCGCAGCUCCAUACAGAAGAAAAAAUGUAAAUCGUCCUAAUAAAAAAUGUCUAAAAGACAAUGGCAUCGAAAAACAAAUGGAAAUCGUAGGGAAUGCAACAGGAAAUGUAGAUUCGGCGCUAUCUGUAACCUAUGCAAGCGACAAAGAGCUCUCGAAGGAAAUCAUGGUGGAUGUUAUUGCCAAGCGUUUAUCAUCUCCGGAUACCUCUACAAUGGCAAAUCUCUCCAAAGAAAUUGAAACUGCAGAACGAGAAGAAAUCUUGGAAACUUUGGAAGAUCUAUUGGAAAAUGAGAAUGCCACAAAAAAUUAUAACAAUGAGACAGUUAGCAAUGAGGCAACAAGUCCCAUGGUGGUUAAUGAAGCCCUUAGCUUAAAUAAUUCACCAGAAGAAACGGCAAAUGAUGUGGUGGAUAUGCAUAGGGUUAUAGAGAAAAUUGUCCUAAAUGAAAUACAACGUGAAAUGGAUGCCGAAGAUGCAGACACAGAAGUCGGUAUACCUCAAGCAAAUCUAGCAGAAAAGGAAAAUGUUGGCAGCUUAGGCACCCAAAUGUCUUUGUCAGCCGAGAGGACCAUAAUAAAUUUCGAAGAGGAUGGUUUGCAUGACAUUUUGGAAAACUCUACGACACAUACUAAUGGUUUAAUGGCAAAUCACAGAAUUCCUUUGCUUAUAACAAGUGUACAAACCCUGCCGCCUAUACAAAUAGGAGAGAACCCAUCACAAGCUAGCUUUUUAGGCAAAGGGUGUGAAGAAUCAUCUUUGACUACAAAAUUGACAGAUACAGAACAUCAAAUCGUUGGAGCACCCUCUGCUUUGGAAAAAGAAAAUGUAGAAGCUCAAGUGCCGCUUAACGUAUCCACCAAUUUUCUACAAGUUGAUAUGGCCUCUACCUGUUUCAACUCUGCCAACCAGAAGGUAAGAGACAAGCCUAUGCCUUUGGAACACACCAGUUUAGAAACUAAUAAUGAGGAAAACCUAAUAAGGCGGGAGAUUGGAAGUGUUAAGACCACCAGGGAAGGCCACAAAGAUAUGGAAACGUCACAGAAAGUCAAGAACCAAGGCAGUAGGGAAUUAUCGUCAAUAAAGAAUGUUAUGAAUAUAUCCAUCAACAGCCUUGAAGAAACUUUCCAGGCAAAUCAAAUAGAUGACAACAAAAAUCCAACAUAUAGUUUGAGGAAUUCUAUGCGAGGUGGAAGUGUGGAAAGUGUAACUUCUGUUCAAAGAGAUAUAUCACAUUGUUUGAAGCAGACAAAAGAAGACGUCAUAAUGCAGAAGAAAUAUGCUCCAGCUUGGUCACCCACUGAAAUGGUAGAAUUAAAUGACUAUAAAGCCGGUCUACAGAAUGUUGGCAAAUCUAUACUACGUAGAGUCUAUUGUGCUGAAGAUGAGCAACGUAUUGCUACAUGGUCUCCCACUGAAAUGGUGGAUGAUAUGGAACCUAUGGAGAUCGAAAGAGAUAUGAACGAUCAACAGCAUAUUGCUAAUCCAAAAAUGAAAUCUGGGAAAACUGUAACCUUUAACUCCAAGGUUGAAAUUAUAGACAUUCCUGCUCUCAGCCAAAAUAAUACCUACUCAAAUUCCAAUGGUUUAGAGGAUGGAGGAUGUACUUCACCUACCUCAUGCUAUUAUAAUGAGCAAGAUGGGGAAAAUCUUAAAAACGCCUUACCAAUGAUAGUUUCUUACGGUUACAUAAAGCAAUUGAAUACAAAUACCCAGGAAAGUAAACAUAACUCUGUAGCAAAUGAAGCAGAGCAUGGGUUCAAGGCUGAACCGCAAUCAUCAGCAGACAUCAAAAAGCAGAUUGCCAUAGAACCAUGGUUGACAUCUAUAUCCCAUACCACCCAGCCUUCAACAUCAGCUCAUAUUACCAAAGGCGAAUCCUUGACAAAUUCUAGGAGCCUUUAUAAUCAAAAUUUAAUUACAGCCCCAGCUGCUGGUGAAUAUCUAAGCUGUGGCUCUGCACAAUUGCAGAGUUUUGAUAUGCUUAAUGGAAAUUUUGUAAAUUGCUUAGCCAUAGAUUCCACCAUCAAUGCAUCCACAUCAUAUGGAACAAAUGACUUGAAAGAAGACAUUUUGAAGCAAGAAAAAUUUAACGCCCUAAGAACCAUAAAUAAAUCCAUGAUGUCCCCUUCAGAACAAGAGGUGUCUUCUACUCAAGAAGUAUUUUUUCAAACUACACCCCAAGAGCUGGCCGCACCUAAAGGCAACACAUGGCCUGUAGCUUUAAUACAGCUGCCAGAAAACGCUCCAUCAAAUGUUUUACAAAAUAAUCAGGUGGACACCACACAUCAAAGCAGUGAGCAUAUCGUUGUUCAACAUCCUGCUGCCGACAUGGCAGUGGAACAUUUAAUCUCGACUUCCAACAACAACAAGCAGGAAAAAUUGAAAGAGGAAUCUGAAAAGAAGAGAAAGAGAGUUAAGAAGGAAACUGAAAAGGAAACCAAAUCUAGUCACAAGUCUAAUGCCAGGUCUUUGCAACCGAAAGAAAGAAAAAAGAAAGGCUUCUCAGAGAGAAAACAUUCUUCUCACACAACUCAAACCACACACUUGAUGACCAAAACCGAAGGUGCCUCCAAACCUUCCGAAUCUACUUUUAUCGUUUGUCCAACCGCUUUGGAAGAAAAAUCAAAGACUAGAAAAUUUAAAAUACCCAAGAUAAAGGCCACAAAUGCCGAAGUGUCAUCAUUGCCAGAGCAAAAUUUGGCCUAUAAACUUAUUGAUAGUGAAAAUAAGGCCCAAUCAAAUAAAUUUAAAGUUUCUAUUGACCUUAUUAAGCAAAAGAAACCCUCAAAGGGAGGGGCAACCAAAACUAAAAUUGCAUUGACAAUAGAAAACAAGGAAGAUAUCACCCCCAAAAAGGAAAUUAAAGAAGGACAUGUUAAUAAAUCAAGGGAAACGAAGCCUUGCAUUACAAUUUUAGAAAAGGAAAGUGAAGGGAAAAAACAAAAAUCAAAAAUUGCUAAAAACAAAUCCGCUUUAAGGGAGCCAGGAAAAGACAGGGAUCCUUUGGAGAUUGAGAUAACAAAGAAAAAACACAAAACAAAUGAGAAGGCAAAGUGUAAAGUAAAGCCAAAAAUCAUAAAUAUUGAGCCAGGGCUAAAUGCAAAGAAAGUAACAUCAGAGCCCAUAGAUGAUAUGACAAACAUUUUUUUGGAAAACGGAAAGGCAAACGAUGUAAAGGCUGUAUGUACACAUUCUGCACCAAAUUUUACUUCCAGCAAACAUGUGCCGUCAAUUCUUCCAAAAAGAGGUGAUUCUCCCAAGUCAGAUACCAUUUUUCUUAAACAAAUUGUGACAAUCGGUCAAUCAAUGGAUCAAAAUAUGAUACCAACGAAAUACAUGGAGGGCCUGAGGGGAGAGGAUCCUCUCAAUACCCAACAAGCUGAGACAAAAGAAAAGCCCAAAGUACAAAAACACAAUUUGGAGUUUGAAAAGUCUAAAAAACCAAAGCCAACUUCAACGCCCCAAAAAUCGGAUCAUCCAUGUAUAGAUUAUAAAGUAAAUGCUAAGACUCAUCAAUUUCGUGCAAACAAAAAGACAUCGAUGGAUAAAGAGGCAAAGUUGGCAAAUUCCAAUUCUACCCAAGAACUGAAAACUCGGAAUCAACAAUCCAUCAUCGAUUCAAAGCAAAGUAAAUUGCUGGAACCACAUAAAACCAACGAUCCCUUGGGUAAAGCAAAAAAAACAGAUAAGGAAAGUGAUUUCAAAUUGGAUAAAGCCAAAAAUGCCAAUUCAAAAUCAAAUCCUAAAGGCAGCCAUUCAAGUGUACAAAAAUCUAGUGAUCCCUUGAACAAUGAAAAUGAUUUAACAUUGGAUAAAGCCAGAAAUCCCAAUCCAAAACCAAAUUUAGAAGGCAACCAUUUAUAUUUACCACAAUCUGCUGAACCCCCAAAUAAAUUAAACAGUGGAGAUGAUGAUUCAAAACCAAACUUAGAAGGCACACAUUUGGAUUCUGCAAAUUCUCUCAAUGAACUGUUACGAGCAAAAACCAAGAAAUGUGACGGUGUAGAUGCAGCAGCUACUACUAGCAAUGAAAUUUCUGACAGUAAAGUCAAUCUACCAGAAGUAAUUGCUAAAGAAAUUUACAUUAUGGCUGCUGAGGUAACAAUACCCCUAUCCCCCAGCAAACUUAAACUUUCAGAAUCUUCAACAGAUGCCAGUAAAUCAAGUGAAUCAAGUGUGGGUUUAAAGGAACCCGCCACAACGGGUAUCAAGUCGGCUGUAAAUCAUGGCCAUCGUAAAUACAGUCGAUCGAAAUCGAAAAGAAAUUCAGACAAAGAUGAAAAUUACAAUGUAACCUCCACGAGUAGCAUAACAAAGGCGAAAAGCAACUAUAAUUCAAUGAAAGAGAAAUCCACCUCUAACGAAACUACGAAAAAUUAUUUAAGCAAAUGUGCUUACGAACUUUCAGCUAAGGAACAGAGGAAACAUGAACAUUUGAUAUCCCCACAACAAACUUCCUCCCAGAAUACCCAGGAAAACAACGAAAUCAGCACUUCCCUUACUGAUGAUUUGUCAAAGGCCAAAAUCGCAUCUUCUAAAGGUAAUCCUGAAGAUGAUAUAUCCUCCAGUCCUGUAAGAAAAAAAUCUCGCAUCAAGUAGCGUCUAACGGACAAGGAUUGUGCAGUGCGUGAGCAAUUGAUGAGAAGUGCCAAAAUGCCCUUAAAGAAGCGACUGCUGCUUGACUAUAAAUUUGUGUAUACAAACAAUUGUAAAUAUUCGAAUAGAAAGAAGAGAGGGCUAUAAUAGUUUUUGUUAAACACUAAGGGCCAGAACCUGUGAGAGAGAAAGGGGGAUAUUUCUCUCGAAAUUGUUCAACAAAAAGAAUUUGAGAAUGGAAGUCCUUUUUUCACAAUUAAGUUUUGUAUUUAAACAAGCAAAACUGUAUUUUACGGGGUAGUUCGCAAAAAAAAUCAAAUUUUUUUGCUAACCCCCUAAUUUUGACCCCAAAAACCCGAUUAUGAAGUCCGUUUUUGGGGCCAAAAACCCCCCUUGGGGGAAGUAGUCCAAACUGGUCAAUCUGAGUAUCAAAUAAAAGGAAUUGAUUAGUAGAUUACGAAUAUGCGAUCAAAUGUCCAAAAUUUUGACCCGGGAAGGACCUGUGGGGUCUUGAGAAUUUUUACCCCUAUUUGGAAAAUUGACGAAAUUGUUA